Cladophialophora immunda is the source of this 3825-nucleotide messenger RNA. RefSeq lists its product as uncharacterized. Bases 638 to 3304 code for a protein of 888 amino acids. Lineage: Eukaryota; Fungi; Ascomycota; Eurotiomycetes; Chaetothyriales; Herpotrichiellaceae. Gene Ontology annotation, molecular function: protein tyrosine phosphatase activity. The transcript has a single exon. Gene Ontology annotation, biological process: protein dephosphorylation. The record is from RefSeq and is a predicted model, not a curated record.
CUCAGUGCUUGUGCUCCCCUACUCGUAGCUGCGCCCGCUUGCUACAUACCUAACCUACCUACUGCUACUACUUGUACUGCUGCUCCCCCCUGACGAUAUCUAACAGGCGGCACUUUACUACUACUGACACCCACCCCCCCCUUUAUCGGGCCAAUUCUCUCACCUCGCAGCUCUCACCUUUCGCCUCUCACCACUCACCAACCUUAAAAAAAAGUUGCCCUUGAAUUAGUGAUUCACUCUCUCAGCUGAGAAAACAAUAUAUCCCUUUGUUUGCCUACCCAACACAAUGUUUCCACAUUCCACCUCGCUGUCCGCCUUGUCGCGUGCACAGUCCAGAACCACAAUGACGUAGAUCUUUGGGGGCAGAUCUGCUUUUUCACCUGCACGCUUUCACCACCCGUACACUUCCUGCCUGCGCCUGACCAUCCUCACCCACGACAUCCACAUCCACACCCUCGGGACGCAACGCCUCAUAUCCCUCUCUUGUCCCUUCGACACUCUCUUGUCCCUUCGACACCCUUUGCUGCUGCUUGGGGGGUUUCCAACCUUGUCUUUUCUCUCCCCCUCUUCGUGUGGAGGGAUCUAAUAUUCUCGCCGUCGACUCCAUAGCAACAAGUCUCCUUGGCCACGGACCUUGAUGACCAUCCACCACAUCAAGUCGACCUCACCCGGUGCUUCAGGCCAAUUGGCCAACGUCACCAUGUCCGCCACUGCGACGGCUUCCCUCAAAUCUUCUUCGCAUUCUCACUCCCACUCACAGUCGCAUUCGCAUUCCAAAUCUCACUCUCACUCCCACUCCCACUCUCGCUCCUCCCGCCCCUCGACCACCCCACGUACGCAGCCUGCGGUCGCCUCGGUCGGACAAUCCAUGCCACCUCACCUGUCUCCCAAUACUGCUCGAUCCGCUCAACCACCCAAAGAUGUCAAGAGCCCGAGUCCCAGCUACUUUGGCUUUGUCGUGGGCAGCGAUGAUACCAUACCACCCGACUCCAACCCAGGCGCACAUGCUCGCCAAAAUUGGACCUACCCCAACUCGGCUGCUCCGAACAACGCCCCGACACCCCGUCAUAUCCCGCUCGAGGCAAACCCAGAGUUUGAAGCAUUUAGAAGACAGUCGGAACACAAUCACAGGUUUGCUUUGAACACGGCCUUCAGACCUUCCCAAUCUCGAAACAACUCGACGAGCACUGCUUCCCGCGUCGACUCUCCCGCCUCCCCUCACACGAAGCGGCCCUCGAUAGAUAGAAACCCCAAGUCAUCCAAUGGAGGGUCGACGCUACAGCAACAGGGUAGUCAGAUGGAAGAUAUAUCCUUCUUUGACAUUCCAAGACGACAAUCCCCGGGACCUAUCAAUUCCCAGCACACUGUUGCCGACCACCAACACGCCCGCCUCUCCUUACCUGAUAACAGUAUACGUACACCCCCUCUCAAGGCCGCCAUAACUUCCCAUCGCUCAGACACGUUACCCUCGUCGGGCGAAAAAGACGCUCCUCCUAUCGUUUCCCCGACCCAAAUAGCAGAGCUCGUCAAAACCCGACCAGACGAUGUUUUGGUGCUGGACCUAAGGGUAUAUCAGCAGUAUGCCACGGCGAGGAUAAGAGGAGCUUUAAAUCUAUGUAUCCCCACGACACUUCUGAAGCGACCCGCAUAUAACGUCCAAAGGCUCGCCGAGACGUUUUCAUCGGCACGAGACCAAGAGACCUUCGCGCGCUGGCCGAAAUGUGCCUAUAUAAUAGUGUAUGACGCCAAUUCUGCCUUGCCGAAAGAGGCUGUCACUCCGUUAAACGUGCUCAAGAAAUUCACAUCCGAAGGCUGGACGGGCACGGGGCUGGUGGUCAAGGGUGGGUUUCUGAAAUUCCAAAAGCUGGUUCCGGAACUGGUGGAUAGUGGUCCUGUGCAAUCGGGGAAUGGAGCAUCUUCACAACCACUGUCCAUUUCAGCUCCAGGAAAGGAUGCCCUGCCGGUGGCCGGAGGUUGUGCCAUGCCCUCGGAAAAGUCGGCCGCCAAUCCGUUCUUUGGGAACAUUCGUCAGAAUAUGGAUCUGUUGGACGGAGUUGGGCAGAUGCCCAUCAAAAAGCCUACCGACAUGAGCUCGGACACGGAACGACAUAUGCCCGCGUGGUUGAAGAGAGCCGCUUCAAAGUCGGACGAAGGAAAGCUGGUGUCGGACCGGUUCCUCAAUAUUGAGAAAUCGGAACAGAAACGCAUGCAGGAAGCUCUCACGGCCAAGGUGUCGUAUGGAACGCCGCGCACAGAACAGCCACAGAGGAUCCAAGUUGCCGGGAUCGAAAAGGGCUCCAAGAACCGAUACAACAAUAUCUUUCCCUUUGACCACACGAGAGUUCGAUUGCAAAAUGUUCCGAGCGGUAGCUGCGAUUAUGUCAAUGCCAGCCACGUCAAAGCGGAGUUUUCGAAUCGACGAUAUAUCGCCACCCAAGCACCGAUUCCUGCAACGUUCAAUGAUUUCUGGCGUGUCGUUUGGGAGCAGGAUGUCCGUGUAAUUGUUAUGCUGACAGCCGAAGCGGAAGGGGGACAGGUCAAGAGUCAUGUCUACUGGAAAGCUGGCGAGUAUGGCCCUCUGAAGCUCAAGCAGCUCUCUGAACGCCAAGUGAGCUUGGAAACGAAGAAGUUUGCCAACAAACUUGCACCGACAGCCAGACCAUCCAUGGCGCCCAGAAGAUCAACCACGGCCAACAUUCCAGGGGAACGAGGUCGAGACGAGGUGAAAUCGCCGACUGCUAAAAUCCCUACCGCGAUGGUUCGCCACUUCUCCUUGAGUCACUCGGCAUUCCCUUUCCAGCCGAUGCGCGAGAUCACUCAGAUUCAUUACGCGGACUGGCCAGACUUUGGAGCUCCGGCAAGCCCCCUCGAGCUGCUUGGACUUGUGGAACAGGUCAACAAGUACGUCCGAGGAUCAGGGACUCCGUCCAACGUCAUGGGACCAGACGACGCAGCGCCUGAAGGACAACGGCCAAUCCUGGUACAUUGCAGCGCAGGCUGUGGGCGAACGGGUACAUUCUGCACGAUUGAUUCUGUCAUCGACAUGUUAAAGAGGCAGCGGCUUUCUCAUGAAGCCGGGGAGGAUAAAAUGGAUGUUGACAACGGGGAUUGGGUGAAUCGGGAUGAUGUUGAUCUGGUGGCCAAGACAGUGGAUGACUUCCGACAUCAGCGACUGAGCAUGGUACAGAAUUUACGGCAAUUUGUUUUGUGUUACGAGAGCAUAUUACAGUGGCUUGUGGUGCAGGAUUCGGAGCAUCAGAAACGACCGGGACUACCAGACCCAAGACGGAGUUAUCACGGUUGAGACUUUUUGAUAAAAAUAAACAAAAGCCAGGGGGGCAAUGAUGAUUGAACGCCGAGCAUGGAAUGAGGUGCAUAUUUCCCGUUGUUGGCAGCCGGGAGGUUUUGGCUAAAGGAUCUCCAAGCCAGCCGUGCAUGGCUUUGGGAUGCUUCGCAUGGCAUUUGACGUUGCUUUUGGGUUCAUUCAAGGGCUUGCAUAGCGAAGAAGGUGCGCGAGCAUAUUAUAUAUACUGCAUAUCCGUUUUUGGAUAUCAUGAUUCUGCGACGAAUCGACUCAACAAUGACAUUGGGCAGGACCAAAGAAUCUCGUCUGCGUCUACCGGGUCUUGAUCGUGGCUAAUCCCCUUCAUGAGGUAUCAUCGACUUCUUCCCUUUGCUGAGCUGAGCAUGAGAGCAUAUCGACUGGCAAAAAGGAGGAUUUGGUCCAGAGAAGGCGGCUGUGGUCGGAUGCAACUUGUCCUUCCAGUUUGUGGCCACUGCCGAAAUCGCCCACAUUCCCUUGGGAUCGUGGGAAGGAUUCGCGAG